AUGAUUGAUGGACGAAAAAAUAGAAAAGACUUUACGUCUAUCGUCUCCGAAACGUUCAAAGACUUCGCUGAGAACACCAGCAUCCAUGGUCUGAGGUAUGCCGUCCGCAGAGACAUCGUCAUCUACGAAAAGAUUUUUUGGGUUUUUGUGGUACUGACCGGGCUUGGAGGGGCUGGGUACAUGACGGUGCUCUUCUGGAAUCGAUACACGAGUAACCCCACGAGGACGUCGAUUCUUACGGAUUUUGCACCCAACACUGCGGUGCCCUUCCCGGCGGUUACCAUUUGCAAUAUUAACAGGAUUAUGGCUGACCGUUUGGAGGAGUUUAUGGGAAAGUUGGCUAUGCGCGAAGAGGACGUGGAGAUCGUCCGUCGGGCUUUCCCCCAGCUUCUGGCUUUCGUUGCAAUUGACAGAAAAGUGUACAACAUGUCGGAGUUGAUGGUCUUACACAAGGUUUUGGUCACAAACAAUUACAAUGACAUUGGAGUUGUUAUGAAAAAAAUCUCGCAAUCUUGCAACGAAAUGAUUCGCAAAUGCGAAUGGGAGUUCGAAACGGUACCUUGCGAGAGGCUUUUCCAGGAAACUCUAACCACCGACGGCAAUUGCUGCUCGUUUAAUUACCUUCGAGAAUACAUCAAUGUGUUUCGUUUUUCCGAGCGCCGUCGCCCCGUCUACACCCCCUUCAACGGCUUCAACGCCGGCUUGAAGCUGCUUCUGGAUCCGGAUAUCCAGGCGGUCCAAUACUCGACUCUGCAUUCAUCUGGAUUAAAAGUAAUGGUGCACAGUGCUUGGGAUUAUCCUGGUUCUGGAUCGAUCUAUAAGAUCGUUUCGGCUGGAAGGCAGUCCUAUUUACAAGUUUCAGCAAGUAAGAUCGUUUGCAGUUCCGACUUCGAGAAGCUUUCCAUCCAACAAAGACAGUGCGCUUAUUACGAUGAUGUUAAGCUGAGAUAUUUCAAAUUUUAUUCGGACACGAACUGCUUGACUGAAUGCGAAGCGAAGUAUCUGUACGCGAAAUGCGAAUGCGUCCCUUUUUAUUAUCCUUUCUCGACGAAAAGGAUCUGCAACCUCACGAGCAUACCCUGUCUGCAUGACGCCAUAGGUACAACUUUGGUCAAUAUUACGAAGGCUUGUAACUGUCCAUCCCAAUGUGAAGACGUAUUUUACAACGUUUUGUCGUCUACUGCUUCCCUAGGCCGAGAAGAAGCAGCCCCAACGUCUGAUUUUUUCGAGGACCAAAACGUAACAGACAGCAGUAUUGCCCUUUAUGUUUACUAUCAAGGACAAACACAAACGAUUUUGUAUAAAGACAUCAUCACUUCAACUAUUUAUUUGCUAUCGUCUUUCGGAGGCGUUUACAGCUUGUUUCUGGGCUGUAGCUUCAUCAGUGUUGUUGAAAUCAUCUACUACUUCACUUUCAGAUUACUUGUUAACAUGAAAUUGAUCGGUAGGAUUGAUAAGACGGAUGCACGAGCUCGGAGAGAGGACGCGAGACCAGUUGAGAAGUUGUGGACGCACGACGGCGUUUUCUUAAAUUAAAAAUCACUUUUGCAAGUUUGUAUUUACUUAUUGGGCACUA
This is a messenger RNA of Tribolium madens (black flour beetle), 1576 nucleotides long. RefSeq names its product sodium channel protein Nach-like. The coding region runs from base 1 to 1536 and encodes 511 amino acids. Gene Ontology annotation, biological process: sodium ion transmembrane transport. Gene Ontology annotation, cellular component: membrane. The record is from RefSeq and is a predicted model, not a curated record. The transcript is spliced from 9 exons. Lineage: Eukaryota; Metazoa; Arthropoda; Insecta; Coleoptera; Tenebrionidae. Gene Ontology annotation, molecular function: ligand-gated sodium channel activity.